AUGAAGUGUGCUCUAGUACUUGUUCCUUUAAUUAUUGUAAGUAUUUUAACGUUGUCAUCAAACGUUAAUGCAACCACCAAACGUAGUCAUUUGGUGCUGGUUCAUGGAGCUGGACACGGAGCUUGGUGCUGGUACAAGGUGGUCACUCUCUUACGAUCUACAGGUCAUAAUGUCACAACCAUAGACCUCAUGGCUUCUGGAAUCAAUCCCAACCACAUUAGCCAAGUCAAUCGUUCAGUAAUUGACUAUGGAAAGCCAUUGAUGGAUUUCAUGGAGUCCCUGCCGACCACGCCUGCUAAUAAAGUCAUUCUAGUGGGUCAUGGUUUGGGUGGUCUUAGCAUAUCUAUUGCCAUGGAAAGCUAUCCCCGUAAGAUCUCAGCUGCAAUUACAAGAAGAUCAGGUCCUUCUAUGGAUUCAAAAUUAAUAUUUGACAAUGGUCCUAAAAACCUUCCAACGGCUGUAAUAUUAGGGCCAAAAGCUAUGAGCACAAUGAUGUACCAACUUUCACCACCACAGGAUUUGGUUCUGGCACUGUCAUUGGUGAGAGCUUUCCCUUUGUUUAAUAAUGCAGAGUUGACGAUCAAACAGGUACAACUUAACAAGGAAAGAUAUGGAUCAGUGAAAAGAGUAUUUAUAGUGUGUGAUCAAGACUUAACAUACGAGGAGAGUUUCCAAAGGUGGAUGAUCAAGGAGAACCCACCGCAUGAAGUAAAGGUCAUCAAUGGGACUGAUCAUAUGGUCAUGUUCACUAAACCGCUUAAGCUCUUUACGCUUCUUGGGGAGAUUGCAGAAAAAUAUUCUCCAAUGAGUUAA
Messenger RNA from Humulus lupulus (European hop), 813 nucleotides. Its product is annotated as methyl jasmonate esterase 1-like. Gene Ontology annotation, biological process: jasmonic acid metabolic process; salicylic acid metabolic process. The transcript has 3 exons. Gene Ontology annotation, molecular function: methyl jasmonate esterase activity; methyl indole-3-acetate esterase activity; methyl salicylate esterase activity. NCBI's taxonomy places the organism in Eukaryota, Viridiplantae, Streptophyta, Magnoliopsida, Rosales, Cannabaceae. The record is from RefSeq and is a predicted model, not a curated record. The coding region runs from base 1 to 813 and encodes 270 amino acids.